Molecule: messenger RNA, 1599 nt
Organism: Saprolegnia diclina VS20
Lineage: Eukaryota; Oomycota; Saprolegniomycetes; Saprolegniales; Saprolegniaceae
Exons: 1
Coding region: 15-1565 (516 amino acids)
Molecular function (GO): protein binding
Source: RefSeq, a predicted model, not a curated record
GUUGACGGCGGGCAAUGCAGCGGGUCGCGAAGCAGGGCCUUCGCCGAUGGCUCUCGUCGACGCACUCGAGCCCGCUCACGAAGCACUUUAAUGAGAACCCGGAGAAGGCCAUGGCCGUCUUCCGCGGCCUCGACACGCUGGGCAUGGUCCCGGACGCGGUGCAGGUGCGCGGUAUCCUCGUGACGCUGAGCCGCGGCCAGCACGCCGCCGAGGUGCGCGAGGUGCUCGAGUACGCCAUCAAGCGCGACGUUGCAAUCAACUGGAACGACUUCUUUCGGAGCGGCGUCGAGCACGCGCAAUCGUCGUCGAGCGAUCUCAUUGCGCUCUUUGAGUCGGCGGUCGCGAUCAACCCGUCGGCGAUGCCGACCUCGAGCUACAUUACAAUGAUCCGCCAGUGCCUCAAGACGCGCGACAUGGCGCGCGCAGUCGCUCUCUACAAGCACAUUCAAGACCACGACUUUAAGCUGCACCAGCUCAACAAGAGCGUCAUGCGCGUGCUCAGCGAGCUCGGCGUCGCCGGCGUGGACGCGGCGGCUGUCGCCAAAGCGCAAAACCUGACACUCGACAUGUACGUGCACCGCACGCGGUCGGACGGCGACAUGGCCGCGUACUUGGAGGCGGUUCUCGCCGUCAACCCGAGUUGUCUCGUCUCGUGCCUGCGCAUGAUCUUGCGCAAGGACACGUCGCCCGUGCCCGACCAUCGGCACGACCAGAUCCAAACGCACAUUGCCGACGCGACGCCGAUCUUUGACUACUGCAGCAAGCACGAUCUGGAGAUUCCGCCGGAGCUUUUCACGUGGUACUUUCUCAAGUGCAAGCGCAUCCACGCGAACCCGAGCGCGGUCGUGACGCAGUUUCUGGCCAUGAUGAGCGCCGGCCGCGUCUCGCUCAGCGUCGCCACGUGCAUGUCAGCGGUGCACAGCUGCGUUGGCGUCCGCGAGAACCAGCUCGCGAUCGAGGUGCUCCGCGUCGCCAUCGCCCGCGAUUUGCCGAUGGACCAGUGGCACUACAACACGGCGCUCUGGCUCUGCUCCAAAACGACCGACUCGCACAUGGCGCUCGCGCUCUUCAACCGCAUGCGGGCGACCGAGACCAUUGCGCCGAGCGAGAAGACGCUGACCGCCGUCCUCUUGAACUUGCGGCAGUCGACGACCGGGUGGGACCUCCCGACCGUCCUCGCCUACUUCGCACAGCACAAGAUCAAACCCACGAGCUGGGAAUACUCGCAGCUCGUCGAGAUUUUGUCGUCGACGCCGUCGAUCGCUUACCCGGUCAUGGAGCAGCUCAAGCCGUCCAAGACCGAUGCGCCUCAGCCGCCGACCAAGAAGCAGCCAACCGAGAAGCCCAAGCGCACCCCGAUCCACCAGACACACCGGCCGCGAACUGCGUCGUCCGAGUCGCGCCGGGAAGCGUACAACCCCCAUAGCCGCGACCACCGCAGUAGUAGCAACAAGGAGCGGCGUCUGCCCAAGUCGUGGCAGCCGCGGCAAGAAUCGCCGUCCGAGGCACCCGAGCCGCCGAAAGCACCAGAGCCCAAGAAGGAGAGCAGCUGCAGCAUCAUGUAAGGCGUUCGAACAUGCACCACUUUUGUUCAGUUGA